Cicer arietinum (chickpea) is the source of this 741-nucleotide messenger RNA. NCBI's taxonomy places the organism in Eukaryota, Viridiplantae, Streptophyta, Magnoliopsida, Fabales, Fabaceae. The record is from RefSeq and is a predicted model, not a curated record.
AUGAAGAUUCAAACUGAUGACCGCCCUGCCUCCAAGAAACGAAAAACUCGUCAUUCCUCCUCUGUUUCUCAAAAAUCUGAAGCUGAAACCACUCAACCUCCACCUGAGGAUACACCAUCACCACUUAUUCCAGAACCAACCUCUCCACUGUGUAACUCUCCUGAUACCACUCCUUCUCCUGACUCACCUGUCCCCACAACAACUCAGUCUUCAUCAAUCCACAAACUGACUCCCCUUCAUGAAGUCGGUCAUAUCCCUAAGGAUACCUUAAAAUCAACUUCUCUUCAAAAUAUGGAAGAUGAUGAGGAGUUAUACUUUGAUCUCAAUUUAUCUUAUCCUCCCUCUCCUAUGGAUGUGCCUAUGGCUUCUCCUCCAACUGUUCUUGUGGAUGAAGAUGUGCUUCCAUCACCAUAUUUUUCACAACAAAUUCCUCCUGCUGCAAACUUUGAAAAACCUGCCCAACCUCUCCCUGAGGUCACAGGUGUGUUCAGUUCCCUUGACUCCUUCUUUACUGCCACGACUCAUAACCAUUCAAAGGACAAGGCUGGGAGCUCUCAGAAUAAGAGUUCCAGUGUAAAUGAUCAGCCUAAGGGUUCGGUUCCUAGCACAAGGAUUGGGGAAAGCAAGAAUAAGAAGCAGAUGAAACUUCUCAAAUUAAUUAGGAAAUACCAGAAGAAAAUCCUUCAGCGCUUCACUCACUUUCAGAACUCUUUGGUUCAAUUUGGUCUCAUAGUUGAAUGG